Messenger RNA from Parathielavia appendiculata, 1686 nucleotides. RefSeq names its product poly A polymerase C-terminal region-like protein. Gene Ontology annotation, molecular function: ATP:3'-cytidine-cytidine-tRNA adenylyltransferase activity; RNA binding; CC tRNA cytidylyltransferase activity. NCBI's taxonomy places the organism in Eukaryota, Fungi, Ascomycota, Sordariomycetes, Sordariales, Chaetomiaceae. The coding region runs from base 1 to 1686 and encodes 561 amino acids. Gene Ontology annotation, biological process: tRNA 3'-terminal CCA addition. The record is from RefSeq and is a predicted model, not a curated record. The transcript is spliced from 2 exons.
AUGGCCGCUCACCCGGCUGGGCAUCCUCCCGCGCUACUCGCGGCCCAAGUCGAUCUCGACUGCCCUGCUGGUGUCGCCGCCUCAAAACCCACCAUCACGCUCACGCCCCGCGAGGAGCAACUCAAAGACCUCCUCCUCUUAGCCGCCAAGUUCAUCGACGACCACGACCUCAAACACCCCCCCUCUGGCGGUAACCCGGCUGAACCCCCGCCACCGCGGCGUGACCCCCUGGUUCUGCGCUGGGCCGGCGGCUGGGUGCGCGACAAGCUGCUCGGCAUCGCAUCGCACGACAUCGACACGGCCAUCAACGCCAUGACGGGCGAGGCCUUUGUCGACCGCCUGCGCGACUACUGCGACGUGACCGAGCAUCGCGCGCGGCACGCGCUGGCGCCCGAGGACGUCGGGCGGCUGCACACGGUGCCGCGCAACCCGGACAAGUCGAAGCACCUAGCCACGAGCACCAUCAAGCUGUGCGGGCUGGAUGUGGAUUUUGUGAACUUGCGGCGGGAGACGUAUACCGAAGAGAGCAGGAACCCUGUUGUGGAGUUUGGGACAGCGGAGGAGGAUGCGCUGAGGCGGGAUGCGAGUGUCAAUGCACUGUUUUAUAACCUGGGCACGGGAGAGGUAGAGGACUUUGUGGGGGGAUUGGAAGAUCUGAAGGGGGGAUUGAUUCGGACGCCGAUGGAGCCUUUGCAGACCUUCCUGGAUGAUCCGUUGAGAGUGUUGAGGUUGGUCAGGUUUGCGAGUCGGUUGGGGUUCAGGAUUGAUAAGCAGGCCGAGGAGGUCAUGGGGGAUGAGAGGGUGUUGGGGAAUUUGAGAGUCAAGAUCUCGAGGGAGAGGAUCGGGGUCGAGCUGGAGAAAAUGAUGAGGGGCAAACGCCCUGCCGAGGCUCUUCGGCUGAUUGAUAGGCUCGGGCUCUACCACGCCGUGUUCACGGAUCCUGAGCGAGCCGAUAUGCCGAGGCCGGAUACGGCGAGCUGGAAGGCCGGCUACGAAUGCCUGGAGCUGCUCGAGUCCACCAAGACGCCCGGCUCCAUCUACGACUUGCUUGUCACAAGCGAGGAAGCACGGUAUUACGCAUGGUCGCUGGCAACCCUCAUACCCUGGGAACAGCUGCCCGAUGAUCCGCCCCUGGCGUCAGGGAAACUUGCGCUGCCGCUCCCUAUGCAGGCCGCCAGGGCGGGCUUCAAGGCGUCCAACAAGCUCUGUGAUGUGAUUACCGCCGCCCACCGUCAUCGUCCAGCCAUCGUGGAGCUGAGGGAUAUAGUCCGGGAGAAGAGGGCAGGGGUUGACGAGCGGGACCGGUUUGGUAUGACAAUCAGGGACUGGGACGCUCGUGGCGGUAACUGGCGGCUGCAGGUGCUAUUCGCCAUCCUGGUCGAGGUAGCCGAGUGCACCGUGGCGGGCAAGGAGCCAGCAAGAAGCCGAACGAAAGAGUCGGUGCUGGCCGAGUGGCAGCAGUUCUUGGACCACCUUGUGGAGAUGGACGUGAUGAAUGCGCCGACGAUCAAGCGGUUGGUAGAUGGCAAGAUGCUAGCCAACGAGCUGGGUGUCAGACCGGGGCGGUGGACGGGCGCGGCGCUCGAUGUUGCACUGGCAUGGCAGUUUAGGAAUCCAGGCGUCGAGGACCCGGCGGGCGCGAUUGAGGAGGUACGGAAGAGGAGAGAUGAGUUGGGGAUCCGCUGA